This is a messenger RNA of Paramuricea clavata, 549 nucleotides long. The record is from the annotation of a GenBank genome assembly. NCBI's taxonomy places the organism in Eukaryota, Metazoa, Cnidaria, Anthozoa, Malacalcyonacea, Plexauridae.
AUGCGGGUAUUCUUUCUUCUUGUCUCAUUGGUCAUCUUUUUUUUCUAUUAUUUUCUUUUCUAGGACAAUAAGGUGAUUCGUGAUCUGGUAAUAACCUUGGAAGAUUAUGGAUUCCAAUAUGGAGAGAACUUAAAAAACAGCUCGAAUACUUCGCUUAUAGUUAAAGACUAUCCCAACGUACAGCUAAACCUCAGAUACAUAAAAUACCCAGGCAAUUUGUCACCAGAGGAAAGGCUUUUCAAGUUUCCAAAUGCAUCGUUCAACCUCUCGCCUGAUGCGUUACUGAAAGAAUCUGGCGCUGUGGUAGUUAUCUUGUGGUAUAAAACCAUACAUUCUCUUAUAAAGAAUACUUCUUAUGGUGAUAAUAUUUAUGCAGCAAUAAGCAGCAAGAUCAUAACUGUAAAUGUCCGACCUGAGCAAAAGGUGAAGUUUUCACAACCUGUACGCAUCAGUUGGGACUUAGCAGAAUUGGUAACUAAAGCUUUGUUUUUUGACCCAAAGAGAACGGCAGUUUGCAAUUUAGGAUGGAAAAUUAUUAAGACAUUAUAG